Molecule: messenger RNA, 4819 nt
Organism: Vicugna pacos (alpaca)
Lineage: Eukaryota; Metazoa; Chordata; Mammalia; Artiodactyla; Camelidae
Source: RefSeq, a predicted model, not a curated record
CGCGGUGAAUCAAGGCGCUGAGACGCCUCUCCAGGCGCUGACCCAGCGGACCCCUGACCCAUAAGGAGUAGUAGAGUAAACCCGGCUGAACUCGGAGUCCACUGACUCACCCGGGCUAGAACGGCAAACCUGCGGCGGCUGGUGACGCGCGCGUCCUCCCUCCUCCUCCCACCUGUCCCCGGGGUGGCGCUCGUCGUUGACGUCGGGGCUAUAAUGGCCGCCGGGAGGCUAGGAAGGUGAAGUCAGAAUUGGUGGAGUCAACACAAUCGGUAACCAACCUCAACCUGAGACAGGACAGAGAAGAACUCAAAUUCUUUUCGUCUUUUUGACUCCAGCCAUGUCCAUGAUGCCCACCCUGUGAAGGUCUCUCACCAUCCAAAAACUUCUCCUCUGUUCCAGUUGUGCCAGCAGACGAUCCGUGGAUCCAUUUUAUUUUUCCUACUAGGAGCUGCUGUGCAUUAAACUGGCGCGAUGUCCCUGCUCUUCUCUCGAUGCAACUCCAUUGUCACAGUCAAGAAGGAUAAGAGACACAUGGCUGAAGUGAAUGCUUCCCCACUCAAGCACUUUGUCACUGCCAAGAAGAAGAUCAAUGGCAUCUUUGAGCAGCUGGGGGCCUAUAUCCAGGAGAGUGCCACCUUCCUCGAGGACACCUACAGGAACGCGGAACUGGACCCUGUUACAACAGAAGAACAGGUUCUGGAUGUCAAAGGUUACCUAUCCAAAGUGAGGGGCAUCAGCGAGGUGCUGGCCCGCAGGCACAUGAAAGUGGCUUUUUUUGGCCGGACGAGCAACGGGAAGAGCACCGUGAUCAACGCGAUGCUCUGGGACAAAGUGCUGCCCUCCGGGAUCGGCCACACCACCAACUGCUUCCUGCGGGUGGAGGGCACAGACGGCCACGAGGCCUUCCUCCUCACCGAGGGCUCCGAGGAGAAGAGGAGCGUCAAGACUGUGAACCAGCUGGCCCACGCCCUUCACCAGGACGAACAGCUGCAUGCCGGCAGCCUGGUGAGUGUGAUGUGGCCCAACUCCAAGUGCCCGCUUCUCAAGGAUGACCUCGUGCUGAUGGACAGCCCUGGCAUUGAUGUCACGACAGAGCUGGACAGCUGGAUUGACAAGUUUUGCCUGGAUGCUGAUGUGUUUGUGCUUGUGGCCAACUCGGAGUCCACCCUGAUGCAGACGGAAAAGCAGUUCUUCCACAAGGUGAGCGAGCGCCUGUCCCGCCCGAACAUCUUCAUCCUGAACAACCGCUGGGACGCGUCCGCCUCGGAGCCCGAGUACAUGGAGGAGGUGCGGCGGCAGCACAUGGAGCGCUGUACCAGCUUCCUGGUGGACGAGCUGGGUGUGGUGGACCGCGGCCAGGCCGGAGACCGCAUUUUCUUUGUGUCUGCCAAGGAGGUGCUCAACGCCAGGAUCCAGAAGGCCCAGGGCAUGCCCGAAGGAGGGGGCGCUCUUGCAGAAGGCUUUCAAGUGAGGAUGUUUGAAUUUCAGAAUUUUGAGAGGAGAUUUGAGGAGUGCAUCUCCCAGUCUGCAGUGAAGACCAAGUUUGAGCAGCACACAGUCCGGGCCAAGCAGAUCGCGGAGGCAGUCCGCCUCAUCAUGGACUCUCUGCACGUCGCGGCGCAGGAGCAGCGGGUUUACUGCCUGGAAACACGUGAAGAGCGGCAGGAGAGGCUGAGAUUUAUUGACAAACAGCUUGAGCUUUUGGCGCAAGACUACAAACUGCGAAUUAAGCAGAUUACAGAGGAAGUUGAAAGGCAGGUGUCCACCGCGAUGGCCGAGGAGAUCCGGCGCCUGUCUGUGCUGGUGGACGAGUACCAGAUGGACUUCCACCCCUCUCCAGUGGUCCUCAAGGUUUAUAAGAAUGAACUGCACCGCCACAUAGAGGAAGGACUGGGCCGAAAUAUGUCUGACCGCUGCUCCACGGUCAUCACCAGCUCCCUGCAAACCAUGCAGCAGGAGAUGAUAGACGGCUUGAAACCCCUCCUGCCUGCGUCUGUGCGGAGUCAGAUGGACGUGCUGGUCCCUCGGCAGUGCUUCUCCCUCAGCUACGACCUGAACUGUGACAAGCUGUGUGCCGACUUCCAGGAGGACAUCGAGUUUCAUUUUUCUCUCGGGUGGACCAUGCUGGUGAACAGGUUCCUGGGUCCCAAGAACAGCCGCCGGGCCUUGAUGGGCUACAACGACCAGGUGCAGCGGCCCAUGCCCCUGACCCCAGCCAACCCCAGCAUGCCCCCACUGCCCCAGGGCUCCCUCACCCAGGAGGAGCUCAUGGUUUCCAUGGUCACCGGCCUGGCCUCCCUGACGUCCAGGACCUCCAUGGGCAUUCUCGUUGUUGGAGGAGUGGUGUGGAAGGCCGUGGGCUGGCGCCUUAUCGCCCUCUCCUUUGGCCUCUAUGGCCUCCUCUACGUCUAUGAGCGUCUUACCUGGACCACCAAGGCCAAGGAGAGGGCCUUCAAGCGCCAGUUUGUAGAGUACGCCAGCGAGAAGCUGCAGCUCGUCAUCAGCUACACCGGCUCCAACUGCAGCCACCAGGUCCAGCAGGAACUGUCUGGGACCUUUGCUCAUCUGUGCCAGCAAGUUGAUGUUACCCGGGAGAACCUGGAGCAAGAAAUUGCCGCCAUGAACAAGAAAAUCGAGGUUCUUGAUUCACUUCAGAGCAAAGCCAAACUGCUCAGGAAUAAAGCCGGCUGGUUGGACAGCGAGCUCAACAUGUUCACGCACCAGUACCUGCAGCCCAGCAGAUAGUGGGCAGCCCGGAGCCGGAGCCUGCACGGGACGGGGCCUUCCCGCAGGGCCCGCACGGCUCCUGUCCGUUGCCGCCACCGUGAGAGUGAAAGCACCCGCUGUCUCCCACCGUUUUGAGCCCUUAAACGCUAGUUAUUUCCCCUAUCCUUUGCCUGCUGUUGCAGGAAGAUCUUCCAGCUCGUACCCCUAAAGGAGACUUUUUCUAAAAAUGAUGACUAUGGACAGCAUGGUACUGAGGAGUCAAGUCGUGUCUUUUCUCUGCUUUGUCAGGUUCCCUUGACUGAGAAUCAUCUGAUUGCUUGCUGAGGUCUUGGGAUGGGCCAGCAUUGCAGAGUGCCUGGCUGGGGCCUUUGAGGGUAUCAGCCGACACUCCCUCCUCUGGCCAACACUAACACCCACCCGUGCACACGUGCCCGCCGUGCACCCCAGCUCACCGGCAGAGAACGACAGCCUUCGCCGGUGGUUGCGUUUUCUUCCCAGACUGCACUGGGAACAGUUCCAGGAAGGCCCGGGCCGUCCCGGGAGGGCCCAUGGUUUAUGUGUCGGUUUAGUCCUUCGGCUUUCAUGCUUCGUCCCGUUUUCAGAGCCUUCUAGACCAGCCUUUCAGUCCUGGUGGUGGCGCUCAGUGUGCCUUGGGUCUUAGGCUGAGGUGGGCCUUGUGCCAUGUCACAGAGGCAGCUGGAGUACUGAGUAGCAGAGGGGAGAUGGCGUGUGGAGGGUGGGUCACGAUGUCUGUCUCUGUGCUGUUGGUGGGCGGCCGGGGCUGUGACGAGGAUGGACUUGCCCCGCUUCUCCUCAUCGUGUCCCUUGUUUUAGCUUCCGUCCUUAGCCUGUUAGUCUGGCUUGUUAUUGAUGCAAGAUGGUUUGGUCCAGAUCGUUAACGGAUGUAGUAGAAGGAAAGAUGGUGGAAGGAGGGGACCUUGGCGGCAGUCUGAGGGGAGUGGGGCCCACCUGGGACGGCUGGAGAAUCUGGAGUUGACACAGAACAGGGCCCUCUGUUUGACUUCGCCCUGUGAGGGGGUCAUGGGGUCUGAGAGCCCACCUUACUAGCUUGAUGGCAUCUCUCUUUUGCCCUCUAAGAGACAUGUUCCCACUUCUCACCCCACCUUGGCCAAGCUCCCCUUGGCCACCAGUCCUCUGGACAAAGUCUCCUGUGCCAGCGAGGCUGCACUUGGCCUAGAGGCAGUGCGGGAAACCCAACACCCAUCCUCCCACCCUCCCUGAUCCCCAGAGCCUCCAGCUGACACACGUGGCCUCAUGUUGAUUUUGAGAAGUGUUUCCUGUUGUUGAGUUGAGGAUUGUUACUGGUCAAAGUGGGGGCAGGUUCCUGUCUCCAAGGUGUUAACGGUCUGGGGCAAGCAGCCUCUGGGUUACAGCCUGUGCAGUGCAGGUCAGAGAACUUCCUAGAAGCCACCAGCAGCUCUCUCCCAGAAAGAGGCGGGGCUCCAGCAGAGAGGUGGGGCUGCUCCUGCUCUUUUGAAUCUACCCACCCUCCGGCUUCGGGGAAAUGACUUGGUGGCCGCUGCUCGUUGGCGGGUGGCCAUGCAGGUGGCAUCCUCUCCAGGUGCCUGCUUGUCCUUCAAACCCUGAGUCUACGCUGGUGUGGGGAACAAAGUAAUGGACUUCACCAAGGCCACUGUGCAGUGGGAGGACACUGAGCUUUUUGCCAGGCCUGGAUGGUGGUCACCACACAGUGCGUCUGGAAAAAUCAGUGUCACACAACUCCAAUGAAUUUUGUGCUUUUUGGGGAAAAAAUUAUUUAGGGUAACUAAACAUAUGAAUUAUUUUGAAUGUAGCCUCUGGGCAGUGAAUGGGAUUUUGAGCUUCUUACACAAUAAGUAAAAUUAAAUUUAUACCACUGAGGGCGAGACUCUGAAAGAAGUGUGGCAGAAAGCACUUUAAUUUGAUGCUGCUAUCUUUGUUCUCGGUUUUCAUGUUCAUUUGUUGGAGAGCGAGAUGUGCUUGAUGUGAGUUUUUCCUCUGAUGCGUUUAAGGUGAUGUAUUUUGCCUGAAUUACUCCUGUAUCAUUGCUGAUAAUAUUGGACACUAAAAUAAAACCUAGUUGGAAACCGUC